AUGAAACUCGUUUUGUCAACUUUCUUUUUGGUUUUUGCCAUCGUAACUGUGAAUUGUGCAAAAUAUGACGCUGAAUUAGCGUCGGUGCUGAAAAAACUAAAAGCUUUUGACUUGGAAACUACAGAUCAAGCCGGUCUUGAGGCAAUUCCAUUGGAUGUUUUCAUGUGGCUGACUUUUGUUGACUUCGAUUGUGUUGAGGAGAAGCUGAAUAUCCAAAAUGUCGAUAGGAAGCAAGUUCAAGACAUCAAUAACUUGUUGGAAUUUGAAAAAUUAAAUAUAAACAAUAAAAAAUUGUUUGUGGCUAUCGGAAAUGCCGCUAAGACAUGCAGCAGGAAGUCAAAAGAGUUUAAAGACGCAGGAAUUCAUCAAAUAUUGUCACUUCGUGCAUUUACAGCAAAGCUGAUCUUCCCAGAUGUAAGACUAAAUGAGAAUCGAGCUGAAGAAUGCUUUAAAUGGGCACUAAGCAGAAUUGAGCCUGAAUCACGGCUUGUUGAAGGAUUUGAUGUCAAUUCCAUGCAGAACAACAUAUCAACAUGUGAGAAGCACACAUCAAUUAAGAGCUAUAGAGAGAGUUUAGUAAGGCAAAUGAAUAAAUUGGACAUUAAGUCAUGUGACGUAGACAAAUACGAGCAGCCAACUACAGUCGGCUACAACGUCAUGAAAAUGUUUUUGUUCUCAAAAGUCGCUGAUAAAAUGCCAGAAUAUAGAGAGGAACUGAGCGAGUCGGUGAUCAAGUUUGAGGCAGAUUUGCUUGAAACUCAGAUGAAUUGCAUUUUGAGAGACUUGAGAGAGGAUUAG
Chironomus riparius is the source of this 798-nucleotide messenger RNA. Lineage: Eukaryota; Metazoa; Arthropoda; Insecta; Diptera; Chironomidae. The record is from the annotation of a GenBank genome assembly.